Colletotrichum phormii is the source of this 1596-nucleotide messenger RNA. Its product is annotated as pre-mRNA-processing factor 17. Gene Ontology annotation, molecular function: mRNA binding; protein binding. NCBI's taxonomy places the organism in Eukaryota, Fungi, Ascomycota, Sordariomycetes, Glomerellales, Glomerellaceae. Gene Ontology annotation, cellular component: catalytic step 2 spliceosome. The transcript has 2 exons. Gene Ontology annotation, biological process: mRNA splicing, via spliceosome. The record is from RefSeq and is a predicted model, not a curated record. Bases 1 to 1596 code for a protein of 531 amino acids.
AUGUCGGGCUUUGGAGACUACCCGCCAAACAUGGCGCCCCAGGACGCGCUCAUCGUGCGACAAGAAGCCGAGCCCGAUCACGCAGUCGUCCCCUACACCGGCGAAGACCUCGCCCGACCGCGCGUCGGCCCCGCGAACCCCUUUAAAGACGAAUCGGCCCUGACGCUGAAGCGCAAGAACGUGCUCACGGGCAGAGCGGAGGAGACAUACAUUUCAGAACACACAUUCCGCAGCAAACACCGCGCCGUCGAGCGGAAAGGCGGGCCGGAGAGGGAGUACCAGACAGGCGCGGCCGUCAAGGAAGAGAACGCGCGGAUACGGUCCGGUCGCGAGGGUAAAGGCGAUGCGACUAUCGUGGAGGGCGACGGGGCGUACUUGGGUCCCUGGGCUCGGUACCGCCGCGAGGAGUACGAGGUCGUCGGCGAGGGGGAGGCGCUGGCCAGCGACGAGGAGUACGAAGAGGUGACGGACGAGGACGACGACGUGGUGGAGAGCGGAACGGUGCUGCGCGCGCCCGAGGCGGCACUGGCGCGGAGGAAGGAGGUCGAGGCCAUGGGCGAGGAGACGACUACGUUCCACGGCGUCGAGGAAACGGAUUACCAGGGCCGGACGUACAUGCACGUCCCGCAGGACCUCGACGUCGACCUGCGCAAGGAGCCGGGCAGCGUGACGAACUACAUUCCCAAGAAGCAGAUCCACGCGUGGAAGGAUCACUCCAAGGCCGUCACGGCGCUGCGCUUCUUCCCUGGGUCCGGGCACUUGUUGCUCUCUGCGUCGGCGGACAGCACGGUCAAGAUUUGGGAUGUCUAUCACGAGCGGGCGCUGCUGCGGACGUUUUCCGGGCAUACCAAGGCGGUGUCGGACGCGACGUUUAAUAAUGACGGUACGCGGUUCUUGUCGGCGAGUUUCGAUCGGCAGAUUAAGCUGUGGGAUACGGAGACGGGCACGUGUCUGAGCCGGUUCUCGACGGGCAAGACGCCGCAUGUGGUGCGGUUUAAUCCGUCGGCGGAGCACGCUCACGAGUUUGUGGCGGGCAUGUCAGAUAAGAAGAUUGUGCAGUGGGAUACGCGCGCCGGCAACGAGAUUGUGCAAGAAUAUGAUCACCAUCUCGCCGCCAUCAACACAAUCACAUUCGUCGACGAAGGCCGCCGCUUCAUGACGACCUCGGACGACAAAUCCCUCCGCGCCUGGGACUACAACAUCCCGGUGCCCAUCAAGUACAUCGCCGAGCCCUACAUGUACCCCAUGACGCGCGCGGCGCCGCACCCGAGCGGGAAAUACGUCGCCUUCCAGUCGUCGGACAACCAGAUCGUCGUCUACGGCGCCAACGACAAGUUCCGGCAGAACCGCAAGAAGUCGUACCGCGGGCACAACAACGCCGGCACGGCGAUUGAUGUGAGCGUGAGUCCCGACGGACAGUUUUUGGCGAGUGGUGAUACGCAGGGUUUUGUGUGCUUCUGGGACUGGAAGACGUGUAAGAUGUAUCAUAAGUUGAAGGCGGGUGAUGAGGCUGUUACGUGUGUUGCGUGGCAUCCGCAGGAGACGAGUAAGUUUGUCUCGGCGGGGGCGGAGGGGGAUAUUCGGUAUUGGGAUUAG